Cherax quadricarinatus is the source of this 1971-nucleotide messenger RNA. The record is from RefSeq and is a predicted model, not a curated record. Lineage: Eukaryota; Metazoa; Arthropoda; Malacostraca; Decapoda; Parastacidae.
AUGAACAAGCGGAUGAUAGAUAAACUAUUACCAAACGAACUUAGUGAUUCUCAUGAAACUCCACAGACUAAAGUUGCUAAGAAAAGACAAUCAGCCUUGGUGACCAGUAAAGUUGGAGCGAAAGUACCAUAUGGUACAGGUACCAUAUGGCACAGGGACAAUUGGCCCAGGGUACCAAUGGCACAGGGUACCAUAAAGGCACAGGUACCAUGUUACAUGGGUUACCUUACAGUACAGGUAAAGUUGGAGCGAAAACUGCAGUACCUGGAGGCUGUGAUCCACGAAGUUCUUCGCAUAUCUUCCGUCAUUCCAAUCAGCCUCAGUCAUUGUGUCACAAAAGAUAUAGAACUUGGAGGUUAUGUCUUACCUAAGGGUAUGAUCCUUCAAGGAUGUUCUGUGACGAGCCAUGAGGAUCCCAGCUACUGGCAAAACCCGGAAAAUUUUAAUCCAGAUCGCUUCUUGGAUGAGAGUGGAAAGUUUGUGUCCCAGAAAGAAGGUUUCUUCCCAUUUGGAAUAGGUGUCAUGUGGGGCUCCAACCAAAUGGAUAAUCACUUGACUCACAGCUCCCAGCACUACUGUCGACGGCAGUGUCUGGGAGAGUCUUUGGCCAGGAUGGAGUUGUUUAUCUUCUCAGCAGCAUUGCUCCAGAACUUCAGCUUCUCUCCACCAACCUCAAAACAGAUUGACUUGUCGCCGCAAAACAUCCCAUUCUCGCUGUUUCCAAAAUAUCAAGAUAUUGUUAUUACUAUCAGGAAGUAGUGUACUAAAGAAAGUUUAAUAUCUUUGUUAUGCACCCUAUAACCAUCCUAUGAAUUGUAAUCAUAUUUGAGUUUUAAAGCUGCUCACAAUGUUUUGCAUAUCAAGGAGCUUUCUAUUAAGUAAUAAUAUAUGCCAGUAAAGUAAUAAUAUAUGUCAGUCUGUAUAAUAUACAGGCAGGCCCUUCUUGUACAGCAGGUUCUGGGCUACUGUUGUAAAGUGAAACAUCGUAUUUUUCACUUUCAAAUAUGUAUAAAAGUCUAUAACAUGUUUACACUACCAUAUAUUAAGUGAGCAGUAAAUCUAGGCCUAAAAAGUGAAUAUAAAAGGACAUACAUUGCUUAUGGGAUUAAUGUUUGAAUUUAUUUUUGUAAAUGUAAGAUGCACAGUAGCAAGAGUGAAUGCUUGGUAUAGUGAGUAGGUUUAAGUCUUUGAAGAGUUGGGGAAGAGGUUGUUGUCGAGCAGUGAACUGUGUGAUCAUUCUUUCUGCAGCUCUUUUGUCUAGUUAUUAUUCUCACGGAUACUUUUUAUGUUGUGUGUUGGAUAUGGGUGUUUAAUUUCAGGUUGCUGUCAAGGUGCAGACCCCCAAUUUUUCUCUCAUUAUGUUUAGCAAUAAGAGUAUUGUUAAUCAUUUACAGUAAACCCUCCAUAUAACAGAAUAAUUUGGGGCUACAAAUGGCAAUUUCAGUGGAGAGAGAAGACAUUUUUUUCCAUGAUUGUAACAGUGACAAACAGUUAUAUAUUCAGUGGACUUUAUCCAUUGUUUCCAAAAUGAUUCACCCAGCAGAUUUUGUACUGUAUUUCCAAAGUCUGUUCUACAGAGGUCCAUUAUAUGGAGGAUUUACUGUACUUUUUAUUUUUAUUCUGCUUUAUUUUAUGCAUUGUACAUAAGCAUAUAUUAACAUGGAAUCAAAAUUGCUAGAAAAUACAUGGAACUGGGGAAGUUAGAACCCCACCCUCUCUAUGAUUUGUUUACAAUCAUGUUAUUUUGAUUACGUGAGUCAAAAUUGGUAGAGUACAUUUGAGAAACCAAUAUAUUUUACCCGAAAUUUAGUAAAACUGGACUGUGUUUCUCUGCAGAGCAUACUAUUGUAAAUAGAUAGACUAUUUAACAGUGCUCUAGCAAAUUACUAAACAUUAACUAUUAUUUAUAGUACAGAUGAUUAUUCUACAAAAAUAUCUGAAAAUAAAAAUAUUACACUCUUGGCACUUCAA